CAAGUCCCAAAUCCGGACUAUAUAAGAAACGAGUGAUAUACACAGAUAUAAUUGCAGCCUAUUGUUAUUCUUACACUAUCAUCAAUAAAGUCAGUUUAAGUUUCUGCUAUCCAAAUUCAUGUUCUGAUCAAAGAGAGAAAUAUAUACCAGGAAAAGUGAUACAUAUCGAUUGAAAGAGACGAUGAAAACAAGCGUUUUCAGCCGGAGGAUGACACGGCAGGGCACAAUCUCCGCCGAUAAGAUCAAACUCUUGUUCUGUUGUUGCUUCUUACUAGCGCUAAUUGCGCUCACUUGUCUUCUUGGAUCCUAUACAACAUGGAAUAUACACUCACCUUCUCCAUUUCCUCAUUCGUCGUCACCUCGCAGGAAAGGCUACACUAUAUUGAUUAACACAUGGAAGAGAAAUGAUCUUCUUAUGCAAUCUAUCUCCCACUAUUCUUCUUGCCCGAGCCUUUCUUCAAUACACAUUGUGUGGAGUGAUCCUAACAACCCUCCACCAUCACUUAUAGAGUUCCUCAACAAAGUUGUGCAUUCGCGGUUGACAUAUGGUCAGCAAAUUGAGCUGAAAUUUGACUUCAAUCAUGAAGACUCUCUAAAUAAUAGGUUUAAGGAGCUCAAUGAAUUUGAAAAUGAUGCUGUAUUUUCGAUUGAUGAUGAUGUCAUAAUUCCUUGUUCUUCUGUGGAGUUUGCUUUCACGGUUUGGAAAAGUGCACCUAAUACAAUGGUGGGAUUUGUACCCCGUACGCAUUGGGUUGAUAACUUGAAAGGUGAGGGACAAAAGUACAUUUAUGGAGGGUGGUGGCCAGUGUGGUGGAUGGGAACCUACAGUAUGGUUCUUUCGAAAGCUGCUUUUUUUCACAAGAAGUAUCUUACUUUGUAUACCAACCAAAUGCCAGCAUCAAUUAGAAACCAUGUGACUAAAAACAGGAAUUGUGAAGAUAUUGCGAUGUCCUUCCUUGUUGCCAAUGAGACCAAUGCUCCUCCUAUAUGGAUACAAGGAAAAAUAUUUGAGAUUGGUUCAAGUGGAAUUAGUAGCUUAGGAAGUCACAAUGAGAAAAGGACCCAAUGUGUGAAUAGAUUUGUUGCUGAGUUUGGAAGAAUGCCAUUGGUAACCACUUCUGUUAAAGCUAUAGAUAGUCGACAUAGCUGGUUUUGGUGAAGAAAAUGAGAUCUUUACAUUACUUAUUUUAACGCUACUUGUAAAAAAAGGUUUUGUGCAACUGAAACUUUUAUUGUUCAUAGCCACGAAUUUGUUGCCUUUUCGGGCUUUUCAUUUGGGCGACGACCUCCAUCGCCUAUGGAUGUAAUUACAGGGGCGGAGCCAAGGGGUCAGGGUGGUCAGCCGACCAUGCUGAAAGUUCAAGAAUGUAGAGCUCUGAAAUACCUUCGAUUUGAUAUAUUAUGGGUCUCGUAACUCAUUACGAGUAAAAAGUUACGACUUUUGGAAAAAUCAGCAUCAUCUUAACUUGAAAUAAGCAAAAUUUG
Molecule: messenger RNA, 1485 nt
Organism: Cuscuta epithymum
Lineage: Eukaryota; Viridiplantae; Streptophyta; Magnoliopsida; Solanales; Convolvulaceae
Source: the annotation of a GenBank genome assembly